CGACAGGGUACAUAGUUUCUUUGUUCACUGGAGAUAUAAACAUGCAGCAAACUUUUUGAUUAUGUUUAGUUGAAUCUUUAGUUGGAUAUUUGGUAUUGAUAGACUUUGAACAAUACUAGAUUAGUGUGUUUUGCUUGGUUUCAUAACCAGUUAGACUGGAUAUCUCGUUAUUUGAUUUGAAUCAAAGGUAUAUAGAGAUUAAAAGGUUCAGUGGUAAACAAAAUGGCGACCUUUUCGCAGUCCACCAUUGAAAAAGGAUCUGAAACUGUCCAAGAUUUCUUGUGUUCAACUUGUGAGGAUGAAAAUCUGUUUGAAUCAAAUGAUUACUAUUGUGAAUCAUGUGUGAAGUUUUAUUGCCAAAAAUGUAUUCACAUGCACAGCCAGUUGUUUAAGAAAAAUUCCCCUCAUGGACGGGGAGAUAUGAACAAAUGGCCAGUGGCCAAGAAGGUGGAAGAUCUUCUCCUUAAAUGUGAUGUUCAUAAAGAGGAAAACCUGAAGAUGUAUUGCGAAGACCAUAGCCAGCUGUGUUGCACUAAUUGUGCAUUUCUCAAUCACAGACAAUGCAAAAAUGUAAAGCUUUUGUCAGACUUAGUUAAGAAAAACUCCACGGACCUGAAGAAGCUAUUAGUUACUAUCCAAACUAUUCUGGGAGAAAUCAAGAUUCUGCAAGACAAACAGAAUGCUAGCAUGCGGUCUGUGCAAAGUUCGUACGAUGAGCAGUUAACAAAAAUACAGGAAACACGCAGAAAAAUAAACGCAACCUUGGACAUGCUUGAAAAGAAGACACUGAAGGAAAUGAAAGAUGAACUGACUAAACUGAAAGCCUCCCUUAGGGGUGAUGUAGACAAAUUUGCCUCACUUCGAGAUGAAUUAAAACAACUUGGAGAUGCCAUACAAGACAUAAUUGAUAAAAGCAAGCUGGAACUAUCUUUUGUAGCAAGCAUUAAAUGUCAGGAAAAGAUCAAACAGUCUGAAACCUAUAAGAAGAAGAACUUUGAUCAAAUAAGAUCAUCAAUAGUUUUUCAGCCUAACAGUGAUAUUGAGCAGUACCUGUCCAAGUUGUCAGGUCUUGGGACUAUUGAACACAGUGUCCAGACAUUGACUGCGCAGGGAAAUCCAGACCAAGUUAUAAGGCUGAAAGGAAUUGAACACAGUGUCCAGACAUUAACUGCGCAGGGAAAUCCAGACCAAGUUAUAAGGCUGAAAGGAAUUGAACACAGUGUCCAGACAUUAACUGCGCAGGGAAAUCCAGACCAAGUUAUAAGGCUGAACGGAAAGUCUGAUAAGUAUGAUGUGAGCAUUCCAAGUGAUUCCUACAAAUGCUUUAUUUCAGCUGUCUGUGUUCUCCCAAACAGAUUGGUCCUGGUUUUAGACAACAUCAAUAGUAAAGUUAAGCUGCUGGGUGAGCAGUACCGCGUGGUGAAUCACUGUGAUGUAUCUUCGUGGCCACAGGACAUAUGUCAGAUAGCACCCAAUAAGUUUGUAGCGACUGUGGAGGAUCGUGAAAACACUCAUGAGCUGCUGUUUAUCACAGUCAUCAACAACCGGAUUGUCAAAGGCAGGAAGCUCAAGUUACAACAUAGCUGUGGAGGUAUUGCCCACCACCAGGGUGACCUGUUUGUCACAUCUCGUACUGCACUGUACAAGUACACAAUGAGCGGUAACCUGGUCUGCAAACUGUACGAGGACCAAUCAGAUGUAGCAACGGUACAUAGAUGUGCAGUGAGCCUGACAGGUGACAAGUUGUACAUCACCAACCGCUCCAACCACAAGCUCCUCACCCUGGCCAUGGAUGGAUCUGUCCUUGCAGCCUUUACUGACCCUGAACUGAAAUAUCCAAAUAUUGUUAAUGUUACACCUACAGGUCAGGUGCUGGUGUGUGGACAAAGUUCCAACAAUAUCCUACAGAUUGACAGUAAGGGCAGCAGGAAGCUGGUCACUCUUGCUACACAGAGGGAUGGGCUUCAUAACCCAUACUCAGUCUGCUACAACAGCAACACUGACUCCAUUAUUGUGGGACAGCCGGAUAACAACAAGAUCCUGGUGUACAAAGUGAAAUAGAUAAUAAUUAUUGCAUCAUUCUCAUAUGAGUAAUAAUAAUUGAUAAAAAUCACAUUGACUUUUACAGUAAAAAGUGUUAUGUUACAAUCCUGACAAUAUUUCUGAAAUUUGGUAUAUGCUUAAUUAGAAGUGAUAUAAAUAACAAUAUAAAUAUGAAUAACAAUAAGUGUUAGGGUAAUAGUGUUAUGUUACUAUAGCUGUUAGAGUAAUAGUGUUAUGUUAAAAUGCAGUAAUGUUUUUCAAGUGUUCAUAUAUAUGCAGUAAU
Messenger RNA from Dreissena polymorpha, 2326 nucleotides. RefSeq lists its product as uncharacterized. Gene Ontology annotation, biological process: positive regulation of DNA-templated transcription. The record is from RefSeq and is a predicted model, not a curated record. Bases 223 to 2061 code for a protein of 612 amino acids. Gene Ontology annotation, cellular component: chromatin; nucleoplasm. Gene Ontology annotation, molecular function: ubiquitin-protein transferase activity; zinc ion binding. The transcript is spliced from 3 exons. NCBI's taxonomy places the organism in Eukaryota, Metazoa, Mollusca, Bivalvia, Myida, Dreissenidae.